AUGGCUGAAGAGCAACUCAAGCAAGACUUGGCCGAUGAAAAGGGCUGCAGCUCCGAAAAUGUGGAAGACUGCGCGAUUAUUACCACUAUUGACGGUAUCCCGGUGCUUGGCCUCCGCUUUGAAGAUGCAGAAUUCUAUCGCAAUUUCCCCCCUGAAAGAAGGAAAAGAAUACUUCGCAAGGUUGACAUUAGGCUGAUACCUAUGCUUUGCAUCCUCUACUUGAUCUCGCAUUUGGACCGAGCAAAUAUCGGCAACGCAAAAACUCUCGGCCUGUCAGAGAGCUUGCACUUGAGCGGUAUUCAGUAUAAUAUUGCACUCAGUCUUUUCUUCAUACCUUAUGUUCUCCUUGAGGUGCCAAGCAAUAUCCUGCUGAAAAAAUUUGCUCGACCAUCUCUCUAUUUGGGUGCUUUAAUUGUCAGCUGGGGAACUAUCAUGACCUUGACUGGUGUGGUCCAGAAUUUUGGGGGAUUAUUAGUUAUGCGAAUUCUGUUGGGAAUCUUUGAGGCUGGGUUCUUCCCCGGUUCGGUAUAUUUGUGCUCGUUCUGGUACAUGCCGAAAGAUCUCGCCACCCGCGUUGCCGCGUUCUUCUGCGCCAGUGCCUUAUCUGGGGCAUUUUCCGGUCUUGUCGCGGCUGGAAUCAGCAAAAUGGAUGGGGCAGGUGGCUAUGAAGGCUGGCGCUGGAUCUUUAUCAUCGAGGGCUUAGCGACUGUCGUUUUGGGAAUAUCGAGCUUUUUCCUGAUUAUAGACUCCCCUCGAUUGUCUAUUAAGUGGCUUGAACCGGACGAAAUUCGCUACCUUGAAAUCCAGCAUUUCAUCAAAGAAGGAGGUCAGUUCCGAGACGAGCAGAAGAAGACGUCAUGGAAAGAUAUUUGGGAUAUGAUUCAGAACUGGAAGAUUUAUUUGCUGUCCUAUAUCAUGUUUUGCCAAUGUGCCUGCAAUUACGGAACCAAAUUUACGCUUCCUACACUCACAGAGGCAAUGGGGUUCUCGGGUACCAACGCUCAGCUCAUGACAGUUCCGCCUUAUAUUGCUGGUGCCAUAUCUGCCGUUCUUUUCUCCAAAAUAUCUGAUCGAUACUUCUGGCGUAUGCCAUUCAUAGCAGCGCCCUUACUAUUGAUCAUCAUUGGAUACGCGAUCAUAGUUGGCAUCAAAGGCGAGCUGGCAACACACUUCGGUCUCAGUUAUUUUGCGAUCAUAAUUGCCUGUAUGGGAAUCUACCCAGUCUAUCCAGCGACAGCCUCUUGGACGGUCAAUAAUUUGGCUCCUUCAAGCCGCCGCGCUAUCGGCAGUGCGCUUAACAUUUGUCUUGGUAAUACUGGGGGCAUCGUUGGUAGUUAUAUGUACCUUGAUCGUGAGAGCCCGACCUAUAUCACGGGCUUUGGGUUGUCAUUGGCCUUUGGUGUUUCAGGUCUUAUCAUGGCAAUCAUCCUCGAAUUCUAUUUCAUAGCUGCCAACAAACGCAGGAGCAUGAUGAAUGAUUUGGAGGUUCGUGAGAAAUACACCGAUGAAGAAUUGGUGGCUCUGGGGGACAAAUCACCACUCUUCAAAUACACGCUUUAA
This is a messenger RNA of Penicillium macrosclerotiorum, 1560 nucleotides long. RefSeq lists its product as uncharacterized. Bases 1 to 1560 code for a protein of 519 amino acids. Gene Ontology annotation, cellular component: membrane. The record is from RefSeq and is a predicted model, not a curated record. The transcript has 5 exons. NCBI's taxonomy places the organism in Eukaryota, Fungi, Ascomycota, Eurotiomycetes, Eurotiales, Aspergillaceae. Gene Ontology annotation, molecular function: transmembrane transporter activity. Gene Ontology annotation, biological process: transmembrane transport.